ACAGACCAAUUUUCCCGCUGAGCCCAAUUACAUGGGCAGCAGGCAGCAGUUUGUUCAAAGCAGCUCGACAUUCAAGGACCCAGAGCGAGCCAGCCUUAGAGACAGUGGUCAUGGCGAUAGUGAUCAGGCCGAUAGCGACCAGGACACUAAUAAAGGCUCCUGCUGCGACAUGUCGGCCAAGGAGGCUCUGAAGAUGAAGGCUACGGGUGUUAAACCACCUCCUCUGGAACAGGGUGAGUCCUUGUUACCUAGUUACUCUUCACCGUCAGACUUGAUCACCUCCUUCUAUUAUGAA
Molecule: messenger RNA, 295 nt
Organism: Oncorhynchus kisutch (coho salmon)
Lineage: Eukaryota; Metazoa; Chordata; Actinopteri; Salmoniformes; Salmonidae
Product: protocadherin-17-like
Exons: 2
Source: RefSeq, a predicted model, not a curated record